Chelonoidis abingdonii (Abingdon island giant tortoise) is the source of this 3835-nucleotide messenger RNA. It is a transcript of the gene ST6GALNAC5, whose product is annotated as ST6 N-acetylgalactosaminide alpha-2,6-sialyltransferase 5. Gene Ontology annotation, biological process: oligosaccharide metabolic process; ganglioside biosynthetic process. Gene Ontology annotation, molecular function: alpha-N-acetylgalactosaminide alpha-2,6-sialyltransferase activity. The record is from RefSeq and is a predicted model, not a curated record. NCBI's taxonomy places the organism in Eukaryota, Metazoa, Chordata, Testudines, Testudinidae.
AGAUGAGGUUUCUUUCUGAGGAAUAAUGUGACCUAACUUAUGUCUUCCUUUAACUUCUACUUAUCCUGAAACUGCCUCUGUGGUGGAGACGAGGAAGGACCCGGAGUACUUUAGGACCCAGCAGACAGUGGCAGGCAGCAGUUGUGUAGAUCACUAAGAGGGUCCAGUCCGGUUUUAAUUCCGUCUCUAAUCUCUGCCACAGCAGUGCUUUCCCCCACAACCCCAGCUCGGGCUCGGGCGCCUCUCCCUCUCUCUCACCAGCCUGAUCCCCGGCAAAAACAUGUCACUGGCUUCCUCACAAUGGAAACCUUAGAGGGAAAAGUGGCCCCAGAUGCGCAAGCCUGAGGAUUCGGUACAAAGAGGUGCACAAAAUGAAGACCCUGAUGCGCCAUGGGCUGGCGGUGUGUUUAGUGCUCACCACCAUGUGCACCAGCUUGUUGCUCAUGUAUAGCAGCAUCGGCGGCGGGGGCCAGAAAGAGCCGAGCCAGCAGCAGCAGGUGGCGGUGGAGGCCAGUGGGAAGCCGGAGACCAAGCAGCUGGGCAGCAGCCAGAGGCUCCCUGUGGGGGCUGGGCUCCUAGAGGGCUACAUCAGUGUCCUGGACCACAAGCCUUUGAAAAUGCAUUGCAAGAGUUGUGCACUGGUAACCAGUUCUGGACACCUUUUGGGAAGCAAACAAGGCAACAGAAUCGACCAGACUGAAUGUGUAAUACGAAUGAACGAUGCACCCACUCGAGGUUAUGGAAAAGAUGUUGGAAACAAAACUAGCCUUCGAGUCAUUGCACAUUCUAGUAUCCAGAGAAUUCUGCGAAACCGCAAUGAACUGUUAAAUAUGAGUCAAGGUACUGUGUUUAUCUUCUGGGGUCCCAGCAGCUAUAUGAGACGAGAUGGAAAAGGUUUGGUUUAUAAUAAUCUGCAAUUGAUGAAUCAGAUACUACCUCAAUUAAAAGUAUAUAUGGUUUCUCGGCACAAGAUGCUUCAAUUUGACGACCUCUUCAAAUGGGAAACUGGCAAAGACAGGAAGAUAUCCAACACUUGGCUUAGCACAGGAUGGUUCACAAUGACUAUCGCAUUAGAACUCUGUGACAGGAUAAAUGUUUAUGGCAUGGUGCCACCAGAUUUCUGCAGUUUUAGGCUGCAGACCUGGCUGAAGAGCAAGUUAUAAAAUGGAGGAUGCCAGCUAAGCUUAGAGUUUAGCACCACCUGUAGUCUCUGGCCCCGAAGAGCAAAGAUCCAGGUAAGGCUGUUUACAUAGGGGUAGGAAUGGUCUCUCAACUUCACUGUUUAGAGACGGGGGCAUAUGUCCUCCCUGCAGAACAGGUGUCAACACCACCGUUACCAUAAUCUGAUGGAGGCUGAUCUUUACACAGAGGGGCAGCUCUCUGAACAAAAGUGGGUGGCAUUACUGGUGAUAGUAGGGAUAGCAGCAGCUUUGGUUUACCUAUAUUCCUCCAUCAUGUCAGAAAGACAGAGCUUCCUGGUAGGCAUUAAGAUAACCUAGGAAAACAAGGAUUGGCUUGUAUGGUGAAUUGAACCCUCCUAUUUUCAUAGCUGCCAGGACUUUCUGCCCUGGGGCUUAGGUAGGUUUGCUUGUUUCUCUCUAUUUUGAAGCCUCUUCUGCCAGUCUGGAGUCAUGCAUUUGUGUAAUCAUUUGGGCAUGCCUGCGAAAACCAAGUACUGCACGUACAUACAGGAUAUCAUUUUUCCUUAAAGCCACAGCCAUGAAUCAAGGUACACAGACAUUUAGGCAUGCAUAUCUGGCUAUGUACAUAUGGAAAAGCUACCAUACCUUUAGUCAAAUGAUGGCAAUACGCUUGAAUAAGUGAUCCUAAAGAAGUGAAAAUGUUGAAAUAAAGAUGCUGAUUUUAGAGUGAUGAUUAUUCAGGUUUUUUAAAAAAGUUUUUACCAUUUCUAUAGUAUCAUAAUUUGUCCUAGGUACUAUACAGUAAAACAAUACAUCAGUGCAGUUAUACGGUCAAGGAUUUACAGACAAGAAGGUCAGCAAUAAAAUCUUGGCCACACCGUGGGCAUGGGUGUACACACAUACAGUGUACAUACAAUGUGUAAUUCUGCUCUGAAAAGUGUCUAUUGAAAAAGUGAUUUUUAUACAACAGUUCUACUCCUAUCUAUAGUCAUUCAUAGCUGCAUACUUUAGUGACUGAAAAAAGAUUUUACUGUUUUAUAUUCCCAAGAGGGAGAAAAAGCUGGAUUCUAUUCUGUGUGCAUCAUCACUAAAAUUGUUUAUUAAAUUCCAAAUGCAGGGCUAAAAUAUGCAACCUCAGAGAAAGCACUGAGAUUGCACAAAGGGUAUAAUUUUCCCUGCAAAACUUAUAUGAUGUGACAGAUGGAAAGUACUCAGUUUGACUCUUAGAUCCCAGGUUGAGUUGACAUGGCUGGAAGUUGGGGAAGGACGGGGGGAAUUUCACUUGUAAACAGCACAUUUACUCGGAACCUUACUUAGGCGUGUUUCUAGAGUCACUUUUCUGAGUGAUACUGUACUUAGGGACAAAAAUUAUAAUCAAAUACCUGAAAGAAAAGACUGUCCUAUGAGCAAGAUGGCUGACUUAUGGGAGUUCUGGGAUUCAGCUUCCUUAACCAUGGAAUGUUUUUCUGGGAAGGACAACAGUUGAGAAGAGAUGGAGUGCACCUGCCCAAGAAGGGGAAGAACACCAAUUCAACAACAUAAUGAGGAGAGCUUUAAACUAGGUUCAAAGAGGACAGGUGACAAAAGCCCACAGGUAAACAUUAACAAAGGCAAACUUAACAGAGGACUAGAUGGGAGGGGGGGAGUGUCAAUAGAAAAUUACAAUAGGGUCAGCAAGGAGCAUCAAGAGGGAUAUCAGUGGGGGAAUCUGUUCAAAAUCUUAGAUAUCUAUACAGAAAUGGAAGGAAUAUGGGGAAUAAAAAAGAACUGGAAGUGUUAGCAGAUAAGCUAAAUUAUGACUUAACUAGCAUCACAAAGACUUGGUGGGAUAAAAUACAUGACUAAAAAAUUGCUAUAGAGGGGUAUAGCUUGUUCAGGAAGGACAGGCAGGGAAAAAAGGAGGAGGUGUUGCAUUAUACAUCAAGAAUACAUACACAUAUUCCAGAAAGCAGUGAGAGGCAGAUUAGUUGAAAAUCUCUGGGUAAAGGUAAAAGGGGGAAAAUAGGGUUAAAAAGUGGUGGACGCAUUUCUAGAACAAAUUAAAAAAAAAUCCAAACACAGGAACUGGUAGUAAUGGGGGACUUUCACUACCCAUACACCUAUUAGAAAAAUAAUAUGGCAAAACACAAAAUUUCCAAUAAGUCCUUAGAACGUUCUGAGGACAACAUUGUUUCAGAAAUGAAGUAACCAGGGAGACAGCCAUUUUAAACUUGAUUCUGACUAACAGGGAGGAAUUGGUUGUAAAUUUCAAGGUUAAAGGCAAUUUGGGUAAAAAUGAUCAUGACAUGAUAGAUUCUAAGGAAAGGAAGGAGAAAGAGCAGCAAAAUAAGAAUGGACUUUGAAAAAAGCAGACUUUAAUAAUGUCAGAGCACUGGUAAGUAAGGUCCCAUGGGAAGAAAAUGUAAGGGAUAAAUUUGUUCAGGACAGCUGGCAGUUUCUCAAAGAGACAACAUUAAAGGCACAACAGCAAAUUAUCCUGAUGUGAAAGAAACAUAGGACUAGUAACAGGCCAAUUUGGCUCUAUCAAGAGAUCUUUAAUUACCUGAAAAUUAAAAAGGAAUUCUACAAAAAGUGGAAACAUGGACAAAUUGCUAAGGAGGAAUACAAAAGUAUAGUACAAGAAUGUAAGGACAAAAUCAGAAAGGCUAAGGCAUAAAAUGAGUUACACCUAGCAAGGGAUGUAAAAAGCAAGA